Nomascus leucogenys (northern white-cheeked gibbon) is the source of this 2405-nucleotide messenger RNA. It is a transcript of the gene FAM20A, whose product is annotated as FAM20A golgi associated secretory pathway pseudokinase. The record is from RefSeq and is a predicted model, not a curated record. Gene Ontology annotation, molecular function: protein serine/threonine kinase activator activity. Gene Ontology annotation, cellular component: Golgi apparatus. Lineage: Eukaryota; Metazoa; Chordata; Mammalia; Primates; Hylobatidae.
UGACCCCGGCCUGCCCGCGGGACUCCAGGCGCCUCUUCUGCCCGCACCCCGCGACCCCUCCUGGGACCCCGGAGACAGCCGGCCUGCCCCCGGCGUCCCAUUUGGCCGGCACGCCCCGCCGCUCCGCGCCCCGGCUGGGCCAUGCCGGGGCUGCGCCGGGACCGCCUGCUGACCCUGCUGCUGCUGGGCGCGCUGCUCUCCGCCGACCUCUACUUCCACCUCUGGCCCCAAGUGCAGCGCCAGCUGCGGCCCCGGGAGCGCCCGCGGGGGUGCCCGUGCACCGGCCGCGCCUCCUCUCCGGCGCCAGACUUGGCGGCAGCCGCCUCAGACCCCGGCACGAUAGUGCACAACUUUUCCCGAGCCGAGCCCCGGACUGAACCGGCCGGCGGCAGCCGCAGCGGCUCAGGCUCCAAGCUGCAGGCCCUCUUGGCCCACCCGCUGUACAACGUCCCGGAGGAGCCGCCUCUCGUGGGAGCCGAGGACUCGCUUCUGGCCAGCCAGGAAGCGCUGCGGUAUUACAGGAGGAAGGUGGCCCGCUGGAACAGGCGACACAAGAUGUACAGAGAGCAGAUGAACCUCACCUCCCUGGACCCCCCACUGCAGCUCCGACUCGAGGCCAGCUGGGUCCAGUUCCACCUGGGUAUUAACCGCCAUGGGCUCUACUCCCGGUCCAGUCCUGUUGUCAGCAAACUUCUGCAAGAUAUGAGGCACUUUCCCACCAUCAGUGCUGAUUACAGUCAAGAUGAGAAAGCAUUGCUGGGGGCGUGUGACUGCACCCAGAUUGUGAAACCCAGUGGGGUCCACCUCAAGCUGGUGCUGAGGUUCUCGGAUUUCGGGAAGGCCAUGUUCAAACCCAUGAGACAGCAGCGAGAUGAGGAGACGCCCGUGGACUUCUUCUACUUCAUUGACUUUCAGAGACACAAUGCUGAGAUCGCAGCUUUCCAUCUGGACAGGAUUCUGGACUUCCGACGGGUACCGCCAACAGUGGGGAGGCUAGUGAAUGUCACCAAGGAAAUCCUAGAGGUCACCAAGAAUGAAAUCCUGCAGAGUGUUUUCUUUGUCUCUCCAGCGAGCAACGUGUGCUUCUUCGCCAAGUGUCCAUACAUGUGCAAGACGGAGUAUGCUGUCUGUGGCAACCCACACCUGCUGGAGGGUUCCCUCUCUGCCUUCCUGCCAUCCCUCAACCUGGCGCCCAGGCUGUCUGUGCCCAACCCCUGGAUCCGCUCCUACACACUGGCAGGAAAAGAGGAGUGGGAGGUCAAUCCCCUUUACUGUGACACAGUGAAACAGAUUUACCCGUACAACAACAGCCAGCGGCUCCUCAAUGUCAUCGACAUGGCCAUCUUCGACUUCUUGAUAGGGAAUAUGGACCGGCACCAUUAUGAGAUGUUCACCAAGUUUGGGGAUGAUGGGUUCCUUAUUCACCUUGACAAUGCCAGAGGGUUCGGACGACACUCCCAUGAUGAAAUCUCCAUCCUCUCGCCUCUCUCCCAGUGCUGCAUGAUAAAAAAGAAAACACUUUUGCACCUCCAGCUGCUGGCCCAAGCUGACUACAGACUCAGCGAUGUGAUGCGAGAAUCACUGCUAGAAGACCGGCUCAGCCCUGUCCUCACUGAACCCCACCUCCUUGCCCUGGAUCGAAGGCUCCAAACCAUCCUAAGGACAGUGGAGGGGUGCAUAGUGGCCCACGGACAGCAGAGUGUCAUAGUCGAUGGCCCAGUGGAACAAUCGGCCCCAGACUCUGGCCAGGCUAACUUGACAAGCUAAGGGCUGGAAGAGCCCAGUUUCAGAAAAUACGCCUGGAGCCAGAGCAGCGACUCGAGUGCCGACCCUGCUUCCUCACCUCCACCUGUUAAUGCUGGAGGUCAAGUCAGCUAGGAAGGGAGUAGGACAUUUUCUCAAACAGCAAGUGGGGCCCAAGGAACUUGAUCUUUACUCCUUGGUGCACUGCUUCUGUCGUGCAUUGCCUUGCUCCGUUUUUCCCAAAAAGCACUGGCUUCAUCAAGGCCACAGACAAUCUCCUGAGUGCACUGGAAAAUCUAGGUAUAGGUCAGUCUUGGCAGCCUUGAUCCCAGGAGAGUACUAAUGGCAACAAGUCAAAUAAAAGGACAUCAAGUGGAUACCUGACUGUUCUCAGGAUCCUUAUUCUAUCUACAAGUCAAAGAUAACUCCUGGUCCAGACAAAACACCUGGCCUAUCACAAGCUGACUAAAAAUCUGCACUUUGGGCCAAUGCAGGCAACAGUAACUCUCAGACAGGUUCAAAUUAGACCUUGAACUUUCUACUCAUAUUCUAGUCACUGGCCCCAUCUGAAUCAGUAAUCCCUACUGCCCGGUCCUGGAGUAACUUCUUAGAGAUGUUAUUACAAGUGGCAAAAAUAAAAGAGGGACUUGCUAAGAAUAUCA